UGUCCAUUUUCCUAUCUCACAUGGAUCCUCGCUCGAAGGUUCUGCUGCUGCUGUUUUUAGGCUCAUCUUGUCUAUGCUGUGUGGCCUCUGUUUCCGGGGCAGAGCAGCUGAGCAAUGAAACAGUGAUCCUGUUUGGGCCUAAGGUGGUGAUCUGGAGCGAAGAUACCAAAUCGGUACUGGAGGCUGGCGGAGGAGGCAAUGGCAGGACGACUGUGCAUAUACAAAACAGGCUUGGGGGAGGAAAGAACUUGAGCUUGCACUGCAAAUCCAAGGACGAUGACCUACAGCAGCAGACUUUGGCAGAGGGGCAGGAGUUCGUGUGGGGCUUCAAUCCAAAUGUUUGGGGGACGACCCUCUUCUUCUGCAACCUCAUGAAUCCCACUCUUAAUUUUGUGUUCGACGCCUAUGACUACAAGAGGGACGAAAUACGAUGCUCCAGUCAGUGCAUCUGGCUUGUCGCGGCCGAGGGUAUGUAUGCUCACGACGAGGCUGCUAAUCUUUGGACCUAUAUGUAUCCAUGGUCAUCUUCUUGAUUAAUUGUUCUUUUUUUAUCAUUGUCAAAGUCCUAUAUGUAUCCAUGGUCAUCUUCUUGAUUAAUUGUUCUUUUCAUCAUCAUUGUCAUCCUCAAAGGAUUGUUCGUUAAUUUUCA
This is a messenger RNA of Dioscorea cayenensis subsp. rotundata (Guinea yam), 649 nucleotides long. RefSeq names its product self-incompatibility protein S1-like. The record is from RefSeq and is a predicted model, not a curated record. Bases 21 to 533 code for a protein of 170 amino acids. NCBI's taxonomy places the organism in Eukaryota, Viridiplantae, Streptophyta, Magnoliopsida, Dioscoreales, Dioscoreaceae. The transcript has a single exon.